Molecule: messenger RNA, 696 nt
Organism: Maylandia zebra (zebra mbuna)
Lineage: Eukaryota; Metazoa; Chordata; Actinopteri; Cichliformes; Cichlidae
Product: methylated-DNA--protein-cysteine methyltransferase
Biological process (GO): DNA repair
Cellular component (GO): nucleoplasm
Molecular function (GO): methylated-DNA-[protein]-cysteine S-methyltransferase activity
Source: RefSeq, a predicted model, not a curated record
GGAAGAGUUCUGCUUUGACAUGUGUUUUGCAGAGGGGGGAAGAGGAGUGAGCAUCGCAGAGACACCGUUUGGAUGCACACGGUUAAAUUUCAGGGCAGCAAGAUGAAGAAGCAGGGGGAGAGCCAGUGCACUCAGAAGACCAUCUCAUUGCUGAGCCCCCUGGGGACGAUCCAAGUCAGUGGAUGUGAGAAUGGUGUGCACACCAUCCAGAUCCUAAUGGAUGUCGCACCUGCUGAAAGGAGCAGCGGCGGCCCCCUGAGCUGUGUGGUCAACGAUAGCCUGGCAGAAACGAGCCCUGAGUUGCAGCGCUGCGUUGAAUGGCUCCAGGCGUACUUCAGUGAGCCGCAGACCACUGGGAGUCUCCCGCUCCCUGGCUUUCACCACCCCGCCCUGCAAGGAGAUUCAUUCACCAGCCGCGUGCUGCAGGUACUUCUGAGACAUGUGACGUUCGGAAAGACGGUUUCAUACAAACGCCUCGCCGAGAUGGCGGGAAACCCCAGAGCGGUGCGGGCGGUGGGAGGGGCUAUGAGGAAGAAUCCGGUUCCUCUCCUCAUUCCUUGUCACAGAGUCAUUUCUAGCAGUGGACAGAGUGGGCCGUACAUGAGCGGCAAGGGCAACCAUCUCAAACAAUGGCUGCUCACCCAUGAGAGGCAGGGAGGGGAAGGCUAAAGCAUGACAGAGCCCAACUGUCCUUCA